Messenger RNA from Apis dorsata (giant honeybee), 1697 nucleotides. It is a transcript of the gene p53, whose product is annotated as cellular tumor antigen p53. The record is from RefSeq and is a predicted model, not a curated record. NCBI's taxonomy places the organism in Eukaryota, Metazoa, Arthropoda, Insecta, Hymenoptera, Apidae. Gene Ontology annotation, biological process: apoptotic process; regulation of transcription by RNA polymerase II. Gene Ontology annotation, cellular component: nucleus. Gene Ontology annotation, molecular function: RNA polymerase II cis-regulatory region sequence-specific DNA binding; DNA-binding transcription factor activity, RNA polymerase II-specific. The transcript has 3 exons. The coding region runs from base 108 to 1154 and encodes 348 amino acids.
UAUUUUAACAAAGGAUAUUCCCGCGGAUAUAAAUGGCAUCAUUUUAGAGCAACGUGAUUUAAGUUUAAUGAUUUGUUGUUACAUAGAUAAUAAAUAUUUUAUGGAAUAUGACCACUACGAAUGGAUUUUCAGACUCACAAGAGUCUGAUAUAUUAGGUGAAGAAGAUUACAAAAUAAUUGUGAAGGAUAUUGGAUUUGUACCCUCAUUUUGGUUUCAAAGUAUAACAGAAGAUAAAACGGAAGAAAAAUAUGAUUUAACACAACAAUAUAUAGAAGAAGAAAAACAAAUGAAAGAUGAAGAGGAAGAAGAAUAUUUUCAAGAUCCUUUGGAGAUCAUUGAUCCUCCUAUUCCAGUAAGAGAAGAAUUUCCUGGUCGUCAUAAUUUUCAAGUUUUAUUAGUUAAUCAAGAUUCUAGUAAACAUUGGGUUUAUUCUCAAACAUUAAAAAAAGUGUUUAUUAUUAUGGAAGAAACAUUGCCACUACGUGUUAAGUGGGAACCACCUGAGGAUGGUUUUCUUUUACGUACUGCUAUGGUUUUUAGUUUAGAUCAAUAUGCUAGUGAUCCAGUUAGAAGAUGUCAUAAUCACAUGGCACCAAAUAAUCCAAGUAAUAGAGAUGUGGAUCCCAGAGUAAUUAAACAUGUUGUUAGAUGUACACAUCAUCUUACUAUGUAUGAAGAAAGAAAUGAACAUUUAUCUAUAAUAAUACCUCUUAAUAGACCACAACCUGGAUCACAAUAUGUUCCAGUAUGUUUUAAAUUUUUAUGUAAAAACAGUUGUCCAUCUGGUAUGAAUCGUAGACCAACAGAAUUAAUUUUUACUUUGGAAGAUCGUAAUAAAAGAAUUUUAGGUCGAAGAAGACUUCCUGUUAGAGUUUGUAGUUGUCCCAAAAGAGAUAAAAAGAAAGAAGAAGCUGAAGUGACAGAUGUACAACCUGAUAUAAAAAAAAGAAUGCUUUGUAUGCCAGUUGCAAAGAAAAUAAUGCCUUCCUGUGAUACUCAUGUAUUCAAUGUUCAAUUAAAUAUUGUUGGGAAAGAAAACUAUUUGGCUGUAUUAAAAUAUGCAUAUGAUAUUAUGGCAGGUCAAGCAAUCAAAACUGGACAACUUGAAUUUUUCAAACCAUAUAUGGAUGAUAUAUUACAUAAAACACCAUAAUACAUACUUAUAUGAAUUUUAAGUCUUUCAUAUGCUUUAAAAAUCAAAAAAUUCAUAUAUUAUCUAUUUGUAUAUCUUAUAAUAAUACAUAUUUUAAUAAUUUCAUUUUAUUAAAUUGAUCUUAAUACAAGACUAUAUUAUAUUCUUUUAUUACAUGUAAAUGUUAAUAUUAUUUACAUAAAUAUUCUUAUAUUAACAUUGUGAUAUUAUAUCAAAUUUUUAUACUAAAAUAUAAUGUACUUGUUAAUUUUUAUCAAUAAAAAUGAAUAAUUUUAUUACUUUUUAAAAUUUAUAUAUUUUUUUAUAUUUCUAAUUGUUCAUGUGAGAGACAUUCUAUUAAUUGAAUGUUUAAUGUGUAUAAUAAUAAAGCAUUUGGCAAUGGUGCAGUGUGUUGUGAUGAUAAUACCAAAGGACUUACAAGACUAGCAACAUUUCUGCAUAUUUUUAUUUCAAUACCAUUUUCUCCUUGACCAUACAAAAUCCAUUUCCAUGAUGUUUUUUUUCCUAUAGUACUAGUAAUCCAAACAAUUUCAUUUUCACACU